AUUGAACAAAAGAUUCUGCUUACACGCACCCAGGCAGCGGAAGGAUGUUAAGGGCAGAAUAAAAGACUAAAUGAAAUGAAAGACUUACCAGUGCCUAUUCAUUUCUUCCACUCAGAAAAAAAAAAUAAUUGAAAGAAAAAUGAAGUGUAAACCACGCCUUGCAACCACAAAGGAAAAGGGGAAAUAAACAUGCAAGCUGCUGUUGGAGCUCUUUGAAGCGAGCUGGGUGGAGAGGAACACAGAUUUGUGGGUGGACAAGAAGGCCUGCACUUGUCUUGACAAGCACUUGCCCACUGAUGUCUGUCGGUGUUGAGGUGCACAGAAGAAUCGCUCUUGACUGUGGGGUUGUUAAAGUGCCUAUCCUGCCAGCGGUCUGCAGAACAGAGAUACUUCUCCACAGGACAACACCUUAAAACAGGACCUAUCUUCUGGAACAUCUGAAAUGAUGUGUGGACAGACCAUCUGGACAACCUUUCUGGACAUCCUGAGUCGCACUUUAUUUGCUGUCCAUGGGGGGAUGCUGGUGUGGUGCGUGGUCUCAGUGAAAAGAGACCCUUUUUAUUGGGUACUGCUGCUCGGCGUUUUAUUCCUGGUGGUAGAAAUGAUAGUGACUUGGAAGUUUACAACCCACGGAUGGUGGAAAUGGUUCUCUCCAAUGGUGUUCUUAUACCUGUGUACUGUCAUUCCUUCAAUUUGGAUACUGGAGCUGCAGACGCUGCAGUCAUACUCAUCAUCCAACACAACAACAGAGAUGUAUGGCAAAGAAAAACAUGAGCAGAUUCUGCACCUGCGACAGACCUUACCAUUCGUUCUGGUUCUGGGACGCUGGAUCAUGCCGAAAGGUGAAAUGUCCCGGGAUGACCUGUCUAAUAUCCUCACAAAUUUCCUGAGUCUGGGGGCUGACAUUCUGGAAUUAUCUGAGGUCUUCAAGGACAAGGAAGUGCGGUCCCACUACAAGCUACUUGUAAUCGGGCUUAGCCUCUUUAGCCUGGCCCUCAUGCAGUUCCCCCUAGUCAUAACAAAAAUCCAACUUCCAGUAACCCAUCCAGCCCCAAAACAUUUGCUUAAGAGAGUCCGAGACCACUCGGUGGAAGAGGGCUGCAACAAGAUCUUAGGUUUGCUGAUCAAUGUGGUCAUGCAGGAUGCGCCUUUCCUCGUCUAUCGACUUUACCUGAUAACUAAGCUGGGGGUAUACGACGACACAAUAAUCUACUUCACCUGCAAGAACAUAGUAAUGAUCCUCAUUGAUGUCUACACUAUCCUCGUGAUUGUUUGUGGGAAAGGAGUGCUGCGACAGAAUAGAAGCACACCAGUCUGAGAAAGAAAGCAUCACACAGCAAUCCCAAGGUUUGAACAUCCAUAAUCUCGGAUUGGGAACGUCAACCCCUCCCUUGGACUACCAGAAGCAUUCUGGAGCUGCUACUGUACCUCAGCCAAGCCCUUAAAGAGGACGUCAUUAAUGGUCAACAGCUUCUUUCUAUUUUCUUUUUCUUAGUUACAGAAAUGAUAAUGCUUAUAGGACAGUGGACUUUUUUAUUUCAUGUGUAAAAUGCACAGCACUCCAUCUGUCUUUUUAAAGGUACACUGUUAUUUAUCUCUUUCAAUUAGCUCAGGAACAGUAAGGGUGUCCUAUACGUUUUUUUAUAUAUAUUAUUCGACUAUUCAGGCAAAGGAUAUACUAUAUCUCAAAACUCAAAAUGUUAUAGACCUCUUCAUGUCCUUCAGGUCUUAACAGAAAACGUAUAUAAAUGAUUUAUUUCAAGA
Molecule: messenger RNA, 1764 nt
Organism: Lepisosteus oculatus (spotted gar)
Lineage: Eukaryota; Metazoa; Chordata; Actinopteri; Semionotiformes; Lepisosteidae
Product: transmembrane protein 26-like
Source: RefSeq, a predicted model, not a curated record